This is a messenger RNA of Beauveria bassiana ARSEF 2860, 642 nucleotides long. RefSeq names its product reverse transcriptase. NCBI's taxonomy places the organism in Eukaryota, Fungi, Ascomycota, Sordariomycetes, Hypocreales, Cordycipitaceae. The record is from RefSeq and is a predicted model, not a curated record. Bases 1 to 642 code for a protein of 213 amino acids. The transcript has 2 exons.
AUGGAGGGUAUCAUCAGUAGAGGAGCCUCUGGUGAACAGCACAUGCUCGAUCUCGUACUGCGCCGCUCCAGACCAGCCCAAGUUGUCGGCCAGUGUUCACCGGCCGAGCAAAAGGCGAGUCUUUGGAUGCAGGUUUUCUCCUUCACCCUGGGAGCGCGAACAGAACAGAACCCAUUCUCAGGCGAAUUGGCGGCCAUGGCGUAUGCGUUGCGUAAUCUGCCGCACAGCGAGCAUCAAAAUAUCGCCCUCUUCACGCGCAACAAGGGAGCGGUGGCUGCCCUGAGUCGGCCGUAUCAGCAAUCAGGGCAAGAGUUCAUCAAACGCAUCUACGACUCAGUAGAUCAGCUGAUUGGCAAGGCAAGCACCAUUGCUAUAGGCUGGGAUUCAUCGGAUAAGAACAAACUGUGGCAAGCGGCCAAGAUACAAGCAAAGACUGCAACACAGCAAGGCACGGCACCCGAGGCUCAGUUUCCGCUGAUGAAGUCCACGACUUUGAACAUUGAACGAAGAAAACUUGAAGGUGAACGGUGUUUGCCUGCAGACGUAGGAAAGUUCUCCAAGAUGCCGCUCUUCCUGGGAGCCACACACGUGAUAUUUACGAGGAAUGGUCAUGGAGGGAGCGCUCAGCGCUUGCCCAAUUGA